Ciona intestinalis (vase tunicate) is the source of this 3019-nucleotide messenger RNA. The record is from RefSeq and is a predicted model, not a curated record. Lineage: Eukaryota; Metazoa; Chordata; Ascidiacea; Phlebobranchia; Cionidae.
AAUGGACAACAUUUAAGAUAAGUUGUGUUAAGUUAAACAUUUUGAUUGCUGCUUAAACGUCAUAACAGCUCAAUCUACGUCACAGAAGAUGUUUCGUCAUACCGGUUACGUCAUGUCGAUACCGUUGUGGAUUUGCGUCCUGGCAACAGUGGUCGAAUGUACUGACGAUGGAAGUUCGUUUAGAGAUCAAUUCCUUGGAUUGCCAGGCCUUCUACACGCCGCUAGCACCGAUCCAAUAUCGAACGGAGUCGCGGAAGAGACGGAAGUAGACACGAGCGACGACGAAAUGGAGUCCUCACUUCGUAUCGCUUCCCGCAUGCGUAGUUUAAACGCUGUAUCCGGUGAUAAUGUGAACUUCAAAUGCAAAGUCGCUUCUGCAUCUCAGACCAAUCUUACAUUCACUUGGUACAAAGAAGACCUUCUCAUUGACCCUGCUUAUGACGAAAGAGUGAACAUUGUUAAGCGCAAAUGGGGUUCACGCAUGCGCAUUAAAGAGGUGUUUACAUCGGAUUCGGGACUAUACAGAUGUGAAGCAUCAGACGGCAUCAGUCGCGUACAAACUUCUGCACACUUAAAAGUAUCCUUCCGGAAACCACCGCCCCCUGGUAAAAACGAAAAGCCAAAAAUUGACUACUUCGCUGGUAAAUGUGAAAAAUACACGGGUGUUGCAUGCGCUGAGUUCCUUAAUGGUGUGGAUAUCUAUGUUGAAGCAUUCGUUCCUCAAUCUCUUAUGGAAUCCCAAAUAACAACUGCCCUCACACAAAUAUCGGACACCAGACACGUAUCAGAGAAAUGCCAGAAGUUUGCUGUUCCCGCGUUUUGUUAUUUCGUGUUCCGUCCCUGCCACCAUAACGCUACAGGGGACCUAGUAAAAGGAGACGGGUUAUGCCAAGAAGAUUGUAAUACCCUCAAGCAUGAUAUCUGCCAUGAGGAAUACGUACAACGCGCACAGCAUCCGUUUAUGAAGCAACUAUUCGACACUGCAAAAUGCUCCAUUCUGAAGUCUUCGCAGUCAUCCGAAUGCACAAGUGUCGGACUCCCACAAGCUAGUGAAGAUGAUUGCUACAAUGACGAUGGGUCAGAAUACACGGGAAGAACGAACAUCGCAGAAACUGGGGAACUGUGCAAGUCAUGGCCGGCACACAUGACCGACAAGAAAUUCGUUGGUGGAAAUAACUUUUGUCGCAACCCCGGUCACGGGAUGAGCCAACCCUGGUGUUUUGUUGACGAACAAAGAACUGAGAAAAAAGUUUGCAAAAUCUCCAAAUGCUCAUCCACAAACAUUUUGUUCAUCGCCCUACCGUGUGGAUGUGCAUUAAUCGUAAUCGUUGCUAUUAGCCUAUACUGCAUUUGCUGCCGAAGAAAACCAUCCAAUCAGAGCACACCAUCUCAGUCUAAAGUUCCGCUACUGUCCAAUCAGAUUAAAGUUCACCAAGUCCAAUCUUCUUCCAUUCGUUUCGAAACAAACAUCGGUCACGGUUUAUUUGGCCCUGUGUUCAAAGCCCGUCUCACCAACGAAGCAAAUUUCGCGAACGGAUAUCCGGUUGCAAUCAAAUCCCUGCAGGAAAACUACACGCAAUCUCACUUGGAAGUUUUCAACAAAGAACUGGAAUUGUUCUCAGCUAUUGAUCAUCAAAAUGUCGCUUGCUUGAAGGCGGUAGCGAUGCACCCGAAAUGUUUAGUGUUCGAACACAGCGACCUGCCGACUCUGCAAGAUCAACUCACGAUGCAGUCACCCGCGAAUGACGUCACCAAGCCACCGAUCGAUAACAAUGCGAGUCACGCGAACUUCGUCGGCAUGGCAGCUCAAGUCGCUGCGGGCAUGGAAUACCUCAGCAGUAAAAACUUUGUACACCGAGAUAUCGCGUCAAGAAACAUUCUAAUGUUCAAUAAUGGAACUUUGAAGAUAUGUAACCUUGGUAUUAUCAUGGAGUCGAAUGCAUCAAGUUAUUACACACCACCACAGAGUCACCAUAUGUUUCCAAUCAGAUGGAUGGCCCCGGAAUCUAUUCACAGUUGGCAGUUUUCUGACAAGUCUGCAGUUUGGUCGUUUGGAGUUCUUCUGUGGGAAAUUUUCAGCUAUGGAUUGCAACCUUACUGUGGAUACAGCAACCAUGAGGUGUUGGAUAUGAUCAGUCGUCGACAGUUGCUUACAUGUCCUGACCAGUGUCCAGCCAAAGUAUAUUCACUCAUGCAUGAAUGUUGGUGUGCACAACCAAACCAAAGACCAUCCUUUACCGAAAUCCUGAUGAAACUGAACGGUUGGAAAACACCCCAGGUCGAUUUGCCGAUGAAGAACGUUCAAAUGAUUUCCAGUGUGACGUCACCAUCCCCACCACCUGAGUACACAACCCUUCCCACCGGAACAAACGCUCCCUGGAAGAGUCAUCCCGUCUCUUCAUCUGAGAGAUCUUAUCCAUCAUCCAGUGAUCGACGUUUCAACCCCAGUGACGUCAGCAGUCGUGCGUCAUCAAGGGACGAGUACCACCCGGUACAUCCCCAACAUCGAUACUACCCCAUUGACGUCAUUUCGGGUUCGACUGACGUCACAAACGUUCCUGAGUCUUAUGACGCGGUGCUUCCCCAGGAACACAGAGAUUUCGAGACAUAUGACGUCGUCGCUCGUCGCGAUGCAAACCAGACCACGUGAUCGCUUUUCACUGACACCUAGCGGUUGUAUAUUCGUCAGAAGUUCAUAUAUAGCGAAGAUUCGAGAACUCGCAAAGAACAAUGGAUAACAACGCCAAUUGUUUCUAAUGAUAAGAAACGCUAUUUCAUUAUUAUAUCCAUCGUCGUAUCUCGAGGUACAAACCUACUGCCCGCCCCCGCCAUACAAAUCCUAUCUCUUUCUCAUAUUUUCUUCACCUUCUUAUUUAUCACCUUAUCCUCGUUUGGUGCGUUAUGUACAAAGGGGCUGCUGUAGUGUAUUAAGGUGUCUGCCUUCUCUAUCUAAGCGUCGAUGAUGUUUUGUUGUAUUCGUGUAGCAUGUCUUGUUCGUAUAUAAAGUAGCCCAACAAAU